AUGAGUUUCGUGGCCGCAGCUAAGCAGAUUACAAAACGACCAAUCCUUUCAAGCUUUUUGAUCCCGGCAACUGCACGCAAAAUGCACAUCGACUCUAUCCCCAUGUGGGAGGGUAGUGGUAACAACUACGCCUAUCUCGUCACAGAUGACAAGACCAAAGCUGCCGUGAUUAUCGACCCAGCCAACCCAUCAGAAGUGCUCCCUCAUCUGAAGAAGGCCGUCGACGGCGGUAUCAACUUGAAGAGCAUCGUCAACACCCACCAUCAUCACGACCAUGCUGGUGGCAAUGUUGAGAUGCUCAAGACCUACCCAGUCCCAAUCAUUGGCGGUAAGGAUUGUACAAGGGUGACCAAGACUCCAAGUCACGGCGAGACGUUCAAUGUUGGAGGUAUCAAAGUGAAGGCCUUACAUACACCUUGCCAUACGCAGGACAGCAUCUGCUAUCUCUUCGAGGAUGGCGACGACCGAGCUGUCUUCACUGGAGAUACUCUAUUCAUUGGAGGAUGUGGUCGUUUCUUCGAGGGCACAGCCGAGGAGAUGGACACUGCGCUGAACAAGACACUUGCCACUCUCCCAGAAGACACCAAGGUCUACCCUGGACACGAGUACACCAAGGGCAAUGUCAAAUUUGGCAUCAAGGUCGUCCAGUCAGGGCCGGUGAAGAAGCUGGAGUCAUUCGCGAACUCGAACAAGCAGACACAGGGCAAGUUCACGAUCGGCGACGAGAAGCAACACAACGUGUUCAUGCGACUCGAUGAUCCGGCCAUCCAGAAGUUCACCGGCAAGAAAGAUCGUGUUGAAGUCAUGGCCGCGCUUCGGGAGGCGAAGAACUCGAUGUAA
Fulvia fulva is the source of this 840-nucleotide messenger RNA. RefSeq names its product putative hydroxyacylglutathione hydrolase. The record is from RefSeq and is a predicted model, not a curated record. Gene Ontology annotation, molecular function: hydroxyacylglutathione hydrolase activity. The transcript has 10 exons. NCBI's taxonomy places the organism in Eukaryota, Fungi, Ascomycota, Dothideomycetes, Mycosphaerellales, Mycosphaerellaceae. Bases 1 to 840 code for a protein of 279 amino acids.